Hylaeus volcanicus is the source of this 3939-nucleotide messenger RNA. Its product is annotated as zinc finger protein 271-like. Gene Ontology annotation, biological process: regulation of transcription by RNA polymerase II. The coding region runs from base 651 to 3758 and encodes 1035 amino acids. Gene Ontology annotation, molecular function: transcription coregulator activity. NCBI's taxonomy places the organism in Eukaryota, Metazoa, Arthropoda, Insecta, Hymenoptera, Colletidae. The transcript has 2 exons. Gene Ontology annotation, cellular component: nucleus. The record is from RefSeq and is a predicted model, not a curated record.
AUACGCGAGAGUGGGGGAAGCGGCCAUGUUGCGAAGUCGCAUGCGACCGGCAGUUGUUGUGCAACGUUCUCAGCGUGUAGACGUGUUGUUACGUCUGUUACGAACACACAAUAAAAUUUCACCUCGUCGCUGUUGUAACCUAACCGUCUACAUUUCUCUCCUGACUUCUUCAUUCCUGGAACAGUAGGAGUCGCUGGGCUAGGAAACCCGCAUAAGUGUAGCGUACAUCUACGCCUAAACUUUUAUAUAACAAUGACUUUUGUCCGGAGAAGGUAAUCUCGGUCUUGUAUAGUAAAACACAGCUAUCUGUCUUUUCAAUUCUUUAUUUCUCUUCACAAGAUGAACACGUGUCGACACGGUAACCAGCGAUAACCAACUUCUAACGACUCUAACUGCGUCUCGUAAUUCAAAAAAACGAAAACCUUCUAACGCUAGAUUCUCUAGCUUAGGUUGGUAACGCUGCUUGGACCUAUGACUACAUAGGUUGUGUAGGUCCCUACAUAAGUGGUGCACGUGGCGUCAUCUUGCAGCGCGAGCGUUGACUCGAUUCGCAGAGAUAUCAGGCGGCCCGUGUUCUACAAAAUGUUUCCUUCGAUGGCGGCGUUGUUGCUGUGUGUGGACCCCUACAGAGCUGGCUACGGGGCAGUCAAAUGUCUCGUAAAGGAACUCCCUCCGCUUCCAAGUCAAAACAAAUCCCGCGAAUAUUUCGUAAUCGACGCGGUUUGUGUUCGGUACGCGGUUGGGCGCACGGCGAGGUCGGCGUUGCGGGUGGAUCCGUGAUAGGUUACACCGAAUCGAGUCUGCUGCCCACUUCGCCGGACGAGGACAAAAGAGUGGAAGCAAAUAAAAAAGGAAAACAUAAAACAGCGAGCGGCGACGACAGAACGAGUGGACAGUACUCCGAAAGAGUCUGGGUGGAGUGUAGCCACGAGGUGAACGGCGUCGCGAACGAGGUAAACGUCGAGGGAAUCGCGAAGACAGCCGACGUCGAGACCGUAGCUGAUAUCGAGAAAUGGUUAAAAACGCGGACGGAGUCCGUGUCGAGCAUGGACCUCGACGGGAUCAAGUCAGGGGUCGAGGAGGGCGUCGACCGAUACCUGGGCGAGGAACUCCAGCACGCUUUUCUGGAAAAGGACCCUGACGGUCUCUCCAUCGACAUCGAUCUGUCUGACAAGAAACUUAACCUAGGUUAUGAUCCCUUGCUCCAAGAGCUGCAGAACGAAAAGCUGCUCGACGCCUGCGAAAAGGAUGGUUUCAUAUUGCCAGAGUUCCAGUUGGACCCUCUGGAUCCGUUGGCAUUAUCUCCUGACGACAUGAUGGUCGCCGGCGAGAUCCUACCAUCGACCAGCGCUCAAGCUUUAAGCGUUCCCAACAGGGAUGUCGAGGAGAUAUGCCCAGAACCGGAUCAAGCUUCUUUAAUAAGAAAGACCAUGAUUGCAGAGGAUCAAGUGUCCCAUAGUAAAACCGCGCAGAUCGUUGUUGACGUUUUGCACGACGUAGAAAAUGUAAACAAAGUGGACAAUAUUCAAAAGGACAGUUGCGCACCAGAGAACGAUUCGAAUCUGUAUAUGCAAGAUCUGGGGUCAGAGAAUGCGAUCCACCAGUUGCCAAACAGUAAGUUGAUUGAAGCUGAUUCGGAGAAUGUUAUAAUUGAACAGUUGAAAAGUAAAGCCAAGGUGAAAUUGGAACCACGAAUUAUUAAGAAGCGGAGGAAAGUACCAGGAAUUGGGGAGACGAAGAUGAAGAAUGAGAUUACGAUAUCUGGGGAAGACUUUAUCGAUACCGAAGAUGGAGUGAUGGCGGUUGUAGCGAUAUCUACGGAUAAAAUUUCGAACAUGACUCAAAUUGUUAUAAAUACGGGUACCGAGGAACAGAUUUAUCAGGGGAAGACAUCGGAGCUCAUAGAGGCCACGGGGAAUUUUCCGAAAUUACCGAAAAUAGAUACUUCGACGGCUUGGAACAGCACGAUAGAACAGAAUGCAGAGAAUGGUAGUAAUCAUGAAAUGGUGAUAUCUAAUGCUUUGGAGGAAUUGGGCAUUACGGACGACAACUUACAACCGAUAUCGAUAAAUGAGCAUGGGAAGGUAUGGGACUGUCCACGCGAGGAUUGCAGUAGACAAUUCAGCAAGCUUUAUGCCCUGAAAGGCCAUCUGUUAGCUCACUAUGGUGUGAGACCCUUUAAGUGUGACUUUGAAGGAUGUGCUUGGGCUUUUUAUUCGGAAUUUAAGCUCAAACGGCACAAGGAGACACAUUUGAAACGCAAAGACUAUGUUUGCGAGGUACAGGGUUGUAAUCGACGUUUUACUACAAUUUACAAUUUGUGGAGCCACACAAAGCUACAUACUCGCCCUAAUAGGAUAGUAUGUCAAGUGCCAGACUGCCCAGAAAAGUUUCAAACCAAGAGGGCUCUUGAACUGCAUAUGAAAUCUCACGAUCAGAGUCAUGCUCCGUACGUUUGUAAACACGAAGGCUGCGGUAAAAGAUAUUAUAGUAGUAAUGCUUUGACAUCGCAUCAAAGAUGCCAUAGUUAUAAGGAAGUAGACGUAAAGUGUUCGUGGCCUGGCUGCGGAAAAGUAUUCGACAAGCCAUGCAGGUUGAAAGCGCAUAUACGUUCGCACACUGGUUGCAAGCCUUAUCUUUGUACAUUUCAAGGCUGCCAGUGGGCCUUCUCGUCGUCUAGCAAAUUGAAAAGGCAUCAGAAAAAACACACCAACGAACGAAAAUUUGUCUGCGACGUUCCUUCCUGCGGGAAAGCAUUUAUGAGAUCGGAACAUCUCAAGGAACACAGGUUGACGCAUAAGGAAGGCAGAUAUUUUCAGUGUUUUAUAUGUAACGCCAAGUUUUCCGCGAAAAGUAGUUUGUACGUUCACAUCAAGAAACAUCAAAUUAAGGAGGACGUAGAGACGAAUUCCCACGACACCGUCAAUGGACAGAAACGUAGUAAAUCGAAGGAAACGCAUUGUUCCAGGAUAAAUCCGGUUGUGAAAUCAAAGAGAAAAUUGAUAGAUCUGAAUGUAAAUACGUCAUGCCUAGACUCGUCGAUAACGAUUAAAUCUGAACUGAUCGAUACUAAUCUCCGAAAUAAUAAUGAAAAUCAAAAUAAAGACGACGCAGUGCCUAUACAAGAUAAACCUAAAACCUUGUAUCACUGUCCUGUUGAAACCUGUACACGUUCUUAUACAACAAAAGCCACGUUAAGAGCCCACAUGCUAAAAGUACACGGUACUCCCGUCGAAGAUUGUGAUAACUCGUCGAAAAGAGUACCAGGGAGUUCCGUUUGUAACAUGGAUUACAUUUUGUGUACAGCUCCUUCGGUGUCGGAGCCUACAGAGCAAAUGAUAAUGGUAGCACCAUGUGACGCUAUUAUCCUUAGCGCAUCUGCGGAAACGGAUCGCUCUUUACCUGAACCGGAACCACCGCCUCUUUCUAACGUAUUGAAAACGUCGGAAUCUUCGUCGCAAGUUAUGUUGCAUCGACAAAUAUCUGAUCAACACGCGAGAAAAGAUCAGGGAUCGGCGAGAACUGAUUUAACAUUUUCGGACGUGUGGAAAUUAAAAGCAAACGGUGCUGUGUUAGACUCUCUCGUCGGAGCAUCCGACGUUGUGUUAGGUGCAAGUGAUUUAGAAGAAGGUUUAUUGCUCACAGAGGAAUUACCUUCUAUGUAUUAUCAAGAUGACGUAGUAGGAACAGAGUAUCAGGUGCUAUUACUUGAUUCGGUACCAUCUGAAAGUACUAUAAAUCUGCGGGGGCUCGAAUAAUUAAGCGACUGUAUUUGGAUGUGGGCGAAAAUUGAUCAUUGUUAUUUUUUAAUGUAGGAUAAGUUUUAAUAUGGUCUGUGAUCGAAGGCUCAUUUUAGCCUUACAUUCAUUCAUAUGGCAGUCCAUAAUUGCUUCAAAUCGUUAUUUUAUUAAUAAAUCGUUGCUAUUUUUCCAGAAAGUU